Molecule: messenger RNA, 2344 nt
Organism: Arvicola amphibius (Eurasian water vole)
Lineage: Eukaryota; Metazoa; Chordata; Mammalia; Rodentia; Cricetidae
Gene: B4galt4
Product: beta-1,4-galactosyltransferase 4
Biological process (GO): translation; carbohydrate metabolic process
Cellular component (GO): ribosome
Molecular function (GO): glycosyltransferase activity; structural constituent of ribosome
Source: RefSeq, a predicted model, not a curated record
UGAACUAGAACCACUGGGCCAUGGCAGACAUCAACUCCUAGGUUGUCAUCACGUUCUCAGCCGGACCGGAAAAGUAUAAUUUGGAACUUCUUCACUCCAGCUGAAGCAGAGAUACGCAUUACCCACAAAAUAAGAGCCAUGGGCUGCAACCCGCCGUGCCUCCUCCCCUACAGACUACGCCUGUUGUUGUUCUUUACCCUGUGCCUGACUGUGGUUGGAUGGGCCACCAGCAGCUACUUCGUGGGUCCCAUUCAAGUGAUCCCCAAGGCAAAGGACUUCAUGGCUGGUUUCCACAAGGUCAUUCCUUUGGGGAAGGAAGAAAAACUCUGGCCCAUGAUGUCAUGGAAAAAGCAGAACUUGACAACUGUCCCUUCUGUGUCUCCAAACCUUAGAGGCCAGAGCAAGCUCAUUUAACCAGACCUCACUUUGGAGGAAGUACAGGCAGAGAACCCCAGCAGUGUCCGGGCCGGUGUCAUCCCGAGGGAUUGUAAGGCCCUGCAGCGGGUGGCCAUCCUCAUUCCCCACCGGAACAGGAGAACACACCUGAUAAUCUGCUGGAACACCCUGCACCCCUUCCUGCAAAGGCAGCAGCUGGACUAUGGCAUCUACAUCAUCCACCAGACAGUAAGUAAGAAGUUAAUCUGCGCCAAGCUCCUGAAUGUGGGCUAUCUGGAGGCCCUCAAGGAGGAAAACUGGGACUGCUUCAUAUUCCACGACGUGGAUUUGGUGCCGGAGAAUGACUUCAACCUUUACACGUGUGGCGAUCAGCCCAAGCACCUGGUGGUUGGCAGGGAACAGCCACUGGCUCAGUGUUAUCAUGGCAAAACUGGAAGAGUCUACGACAUGACCCGGGAUGCUGUGGGCAUCAUUGCAAGUAGGCAAGUUAAGGGCAAGAUUCUUGCCGAGAGAAUUAACGUGUGGAUUGAGCACAUCCAAGCUUUCCCAGAGCCAAGAUGGCUUCCUGAAGCAGGGAAGGGAGGAAAAUUGAUAGAAGAAAAUGGAAGCAAAAGAGAAGGGCACCUGGGUUCAGCUGCAGCACCAGCCUGCUCCACCCGGAGCCUCACAGGUGGUGCCUACUCGGAUGAAGUAGGUCACUUGAAGUGUGUUCUUGGGGGCAGAUUUUAUCCUGCUCCCCUUCCUCAUCUUUGUGUCUUGACUGUCAUGAAGUUACGCUACAGUAAAUACUUUGGGGGUGUUACUGCCCUCAGCAGAGAACAAUUUUCCAAGGUGAAUGGAUUCUCUAACAACUACUGGGGAUGGGGAGGCGAAGACGAUGACCUCAGACUCAGGGUUGAGCUCCACAAAAUGAAAAUAUCCCGGCCUGAUCCUGAUGUGGGCAAAUACACUAUGAUCUUCCACACCAGAGACAAGGGCAACGAGGUGAAUGGGGACCGGAUGAAGCUGUUAAACCAGAUGUCACGAGUUUGGAAAACAGAUGGCUUAUCAAGUUGUUCUUACAGAUUACUCUCUGUGGAACACAAUCCUUUAUAUAUCAACGUCACAGUGGAUUUCUGGACUGGUGCGUGACCUGGAUCUUUGGAUGGGGUUCAGGAGAAGUGAUAACUUGUAAUAAUUUUGGCCUAGAGACUUCCAUAGUAGCUCACACUAAGGACUCACUCCAGCUAAUUAUUAGGCCAGGUUUUUCCAUUUUGUGUUUUCUGGGCAGCGCUCUUGGUCAUGGGGAAUGUAGAGCCGUCAUGACAAGACAGCUUUCUUAGUUGUUCUGAUCCCGACAGUGAAAUGUAACGCAUAUACUUGACGGACUAAAGGUGAAAGGGUGCAGUGAAUGCUCCCUGGGAGCCGUGUCCUCGAAGGAUCAACUCCAGCAAAGCAUCAGGGGAUUAAAGAGGGGGAACAAAAUCCCCGUGUCCUAAAGAGCCAGAACUGCUAGGCCCAAGAUAGAAAGGUACUAAGAUGUGUUUCUGUCACGUGUGUAUCCUAUGUGGUCAUCUGAGAAGCAGAGGAUUCCGGAUGAGAAGAAGGCCAUAGAAGAGCCAAGCAAAGUCAAGAAUCAGAUGCCAUGAACUUGGCAAUGAAGAGACGACGAAGGGGGAGUGUGACGUGAACUGGCAGCAGUGACUGCUGCCCCCAGUCCUUCGUGCUGUUUGCAUCCUCAUGGGAAACACCUUCCAGCCUGUGGCCACCCGACCUUGAAUGUACCUGUCUCUUCAGAGGCACUUGCCAGCAAGAGCCCACCAGAGAACACUCUCUUCUAGUUUUUAAAGCACUUUUUAUAAAAUGAUUUUGUACACAUAGGAUAUGAAUGAGCCGUUUGUAAGCUACAUCAUGACUGGUAAUACAUCUCUAGAGUACCUCUGUAGUAAAACAUGAAAAUGCUUCUGCC